This is a messenger RNA of Oryctolagus cuniculus (rabbit), 9050 nucleotides long. Lineage: Eukaryota; Metazoa; Chordata; Mammalia; Lagomorpha; Leporidae. The record is from RefSeq and is a predicted model, not a curated record.
AAGUUUGGGUGGUACACUGGGGGUCCUUCUUCAGUGGUACCUGAGCUCCCCUUCAUUCAAGGGAUUCUGGGUCUGUAAACUGGAUCAAGUCUAGGAAUUGAUUGAAGACUCAUUACUCACUUUUUAUGAAUCAGCGUAACCUUUGUUCUCAUGACCUAGAGAUGUUCUGCUUGCACAAAUCAAGUAAGCAGUUGGUAGGCUUCCUAUCUGUGUUUCACUUCCAGGAACACUGUGGCCAACUAGCCGGCACUGUGGGUGUGCAUGAGUCAGACUACUACGAUUGCUGCCUUGACUCUCCUGUCCAUUACGGCAGCCCUGGCCAUUUUGGCUUUGAUGGCUGAGUGCUGUCACCUGGCCCCUGCUGCGCCAGGACCCAGUCACUGCUGUGGCGUUGGGUCUCUCAGUCCAGUGGCUGCAGUUCCCGUGGAGAAGAGCAAUUUCAGGGAUGACGGUGCUCCCCUCAUGAAUGUAUUUCCCACAAUAUUGGCGAAAGGUCAGCCUUCUUGACCUUCCCUUGGUGGUUACGUCUUGAAUGACAAGUCCACUUUAACAUUCCAGUCUCCCUAAGCAUUUGAGUCUCAUCCUCCACAACUCACCAAGCCAGAUGUGUCCCUUCUAGCUAACUGCUGUGGGCAGCUCUUAGUCCGUGUUUUAGCAGGUAACAGACAACUGGAGUCCUUUUUAACUGACUGAGCCAUGACAUUACGUGUGGAAUCUCGGCAUAGUUGACUUACAUCAAUAAAUCUGGCCUCAUCUAACAUUGUGAUCCUUUAACCAUCAACCUGUACCCUUAAUAUCCAUCCCAGUACAUGUUCCUUAGAUUUCUUUCUCUACAUCAGAAGCUCAAGUUAUGUUUUAGCAUGUAAUGCCCUCCCUCAGGGGUCACACUUUACACCUCACUUUUAGGGGCCUGUUGGGACUUGUGUCUAGUCAUAGAGAAGCAGAGAAGAGUGGUGGGGGCAGGUCCUGAGAACUGGCAUUGUCUUACAAGGCAACUGCCUCAAAGGACACUGAUAGUGUGUUCCAGCCAUCAGCAUCCCACUCCUUCCCAACCAGUGCCCUCACGUCAACAGCAAACAUUUUUUUGAGGCUGGAAAAAUCAGUUUUCAUUUUAAUUCAGCCACUCACAGGAUGAGAUUCUGGGUUUGGUCUUUAGCAAUCUGAGGUACGUGGCUUUGGGGUGCUAGGAGUCCCUUGCAAGGCAGACAGAGCUUUCCGGUCAUUUAUAGAGUGCAUCCUCUUCUUUUCCCGCCUUGCUCGCUGACAUCAGGGUCAAGUACCACACUUGUCAGUUUGACAGUCUGUGAAAGCGUCAGAUGCAUGUCCACCAGGAUCACUGCUGCUUGUGUGUUGGAAUAGGAAUAGCUGAUGGUGAUAUGCAUAGCUCUGUGGUCAGAGCAUGCCAUGGCCUCUUAGUGCUCUCUCUACUGCAGUAGCAUCGUCGGUGUCUCCAAGUCUAAUCCAAUUAAAGCUAGUGCCAGAAACCAAUUCCCACAACCCAUCCUUAAGUUUCUGUUGCUUCUAGAAACACUCUUAGAACAAAGUCUGAGUGGCAACAUUGUGCAGUGGGCUAAGUUCCUGCUUGUGAUGCUGGCAUCCCAUACUGGAGCCCUGGUUUGAGUCCCAGCUACUCUGCUUCCAAUCCAGCUUCCUUCUAAUGCUCCAGGGAAGGUGACGGAAGUUAGCCCAAGCACUUGGGCCCCUGACGCUCAUGUGGGAGACCCAGAGGAAUUCUUGGUUCCUGGCCUUGGUCCAGCCCAGACCUGGCUGUUACAGCCAUUUGGGGAGUGAGCCAGCAGAUGGAAGACCUCUCUCUCUUUCUCUCUCUCUCUCUCUCUCUCUCUCUCUCUCUCAUUCUGCCUUUCAAAUAAAAAUGUUUUUUAAAAACAAACAAAAUCUAUAUAAUCUGUGCUCUCCAGAGAAAUAGAACCACUAGGAUGGGUGUGUGCAUGGAGAGAGAGACAGACAGACAGACAGGUAUCCUAAGGAGUUGAUUGUGGGACUGGCAAGUCCCACUCUUCAGUGUGGGUCGCUGGGCUGGAGACCCAGGUGAGCUGAUGGUGCAGUCCCAGGGUGAGGCCCCAGGGAGAUCCAGUGCACGUGCCAGUGCAGAGGCCAUUGCUGGGAACCCCCUCCGGGUCAUGGAGCUGGUCUUCUUGUACUGUUCAAGCAGGAGAGGGGCUAAAGGUUGAGCUGAUCCCGUGACCAGUGAUUGACUCAGCCGCGCCUAUGUAUUGAGGCCCUGUGAAAACCCGAAAGGACGGCGCGAUUGCAGGUUGGUGAGCAGGAUGCAUGCGUACGCCCAGAGGGUGGCCGGCCCGGGAUGCGAGAUCAGACGCUCCUGUGCUUGGGGCUGCGCGGCCUUCACCCUGUGCAUCCCUUCAUCUUUAUUCACUGUGUCCUCUAAUGCGGCCUUUGUAUGAACCACUGAUCGAGUUUUCUGGACUGCUUCUAGGUCCCGAUCUAAUUUCUGAACUGUUUUCCUGAGCUGUUCCAGCAAAUGUUUGAUCCUUGUAGGAGGAGGGGAAGUUGACACUGGGCACCUUUGAUUUUUUUUAAAAGAUUUAUUUAUUUGAAAGGCAGAGUUGCAAAGAGAGAGGAGAGAUAGACAGAGAUCUUCCAUCUGCUGGUUCACUCCCCAGAUGGCUUUAAUGGCCAGCACGGAGCCAGGCUGAAGCCAAGAGCCAGGAUUUCCCACUUGGGUGCAGAGGCCCAAAUAGUUGGACCACCUACCGUUGCUUUUCACGGGCCAUUAGCAGGGAGCUGGAUAGGAAGUAUAGCAGCCAGGACGUGAAGCUGCGCCCAUAGGGGAUGCUGACAUUGCAGGCAGAGGCUUUACCCACUAUGUCACAAUGCCAGCCCCUGGACACCUCUGUCUAAUAGCUGGGCAGUCAGGACAGAAGUACGCAUGACAUCCUGGGCUUGUGAUUGUCGUAUGAGGUAGGGUCAGUCUUGUGGGCUCUUGUGAAUCUAUCUGUGGGCAGAAGGUCAGAACUGGGUUAGAUUGUAGGACACUCAGUUUGUGUCUACAGAAACUGGGGGAGUGCUUCGUGUGGGGACAGUCCUGACACAUGAGCCGGAAGUGAAGGAAUGUGUGAGUAUACAGAAAAACUACUUGUUUUCCCUUUUUCAGUGGGUGUCAGAGAGGCGGGACAUGACAGACUGGUGCCGCCUCGCGGAUACACGUGGUUGAGAAGAGAAAGGAGACAAGCAGGACGGUGAGGGGCCUUUGAGUCCUGAGUGGCUCCCCUCCCACCAGGGCAGGAAACUGCGGCUUUGCUGCCACCUGUUACCAAAGGUGCCAAGAGUCUACUCUGAAGACAAUUGUUAAAUCUGUAACCUGACAACAAAUGAGUUUACUGAGGAUAAAAAGCAACAGCAUCCUACUACUGAUUUACCAAAUGCUAACUAAUUCAAACUGAUUAACCAAAAUAUAGGUACAUUUUUACUUACUCAAAUAAAGGAUUAUAGGAUACAUCCUUCUCUUUAAAAUUAAAUUGACUUUUCCCAUGGUUGCAUGUUCAGUGUAGACAAAACAGCCCAGUAUCAAACCUUCUGUAUAUAACCAUUGAUAAUAUCAGUACACAUCCUUGUCACUUUCUUUUCUGUAUUAUGUGUAGUCAUAUUAUUGUACCCAUACUGUUGGCAUCAUAUUGCAUGAAGGAACCUCAAGAAGUUCAUGGAGAAAUUGAAUUAAAAGAUAAGUUCAUCUUGGUACCAAAAAAUUUUGAAAUCCAAGCAGAGCAUUUUCACAUUUUUCAGGAACUUUUUGAAGACUCCUUGUAUGCAUGAAUUUCAAAUUUUUUGGACAAAAGUAAACAUCUUUCAAUUCUACUUUCUGUGAACUUUAGGUUUCUUCAGACAUGCUGGUCUAAAACCUCUUCACUUUCUUUUUUAAAAAAGAUUUAUUUAUAUUUAUUUGAAAGACAGAAUUACAGAGAGAGGUAGAGAAAGAGAGAGAGAGGUCUUGCAUCCACUGGUUGACUCCCCCAGUGGCCACAACAUCUGGAGCUGAACAGAUCCGAAGUCAGGAGCCAGGAGCUUCUUCUCUGUCUCCACAAAGGUAUAGGGGUCCAAGGACUCGGGCCAUCUUCCACUGUUUUCCCAGGCCAUAGCAGAGGCUGGAUCAGAAGAGGAGCAGCUGGGACUAGAACCUGUGCCCAUAUGGGAUGCCAAUGCUUCAGGCUGGGGCUUUAACCUGCUGCGCCACAGUGCUGGCCCCUCACUUUAUUUUUUUAAUAAUAAGUCAUAUUAUAAAAAUAUACUUGACAGUCACCUAAGUUUUAAACUUGAAAAGGACAGGUGUGAGCUAUUUUUAAGUUUGUACAUAGUAUUUUAGUCUUCAUGCUUCAUCCAGCCUGCUUGUAAAAUCCAAACAUCCACGUCUUUUCAAAUCACAUAUAUAGAUAUCAAUAGGUACAUACAUUAGACAUGUUUAUUGUUUACUUGCCUUAUAAUGGAGUGAAAUGAGACAGAAUUCACUUGUGUCCACAUCCUGGAAAUUGAAUCACUCUUUUUUACGACCCUUUUGAUUGAUAUUUUCAUUGUUUUAAGGAUAAGUUGAAACAUCAAGCAGGUUAGGUAUCAACCAAAGAAAUGCCAGCACUGUUAUCAUCAAUGACAUCAAAAGCCUGCUUAGAAUGCCCCUUGCUAAAGAGGCCAGCGACACCAAAAUGGCAAGGAAAAGGUUUCAGAUUCUUACUGCCAAACUUCAGAAGUCAUCCGACCCCAUUUGGCUCAAUGGAGAAGCAUUUCUAAGUCCAGAAACAGCCAGGUGGGGUCAGCAUCCCAGGCCCCGAGGAAUGAAAUACUUGUCAUACAAUCUUCUUACCAAGCGGUGAGCCUCUGAGUUUCUACAUUUAAAAUACUUGUGCAUCCUGUGGCUUUGCUGCCUCAAGCAUGUCUUCUGUACCAACAGCAUCCUGUGGGAACUUGCAGCCACAAGACCUUCUGUGUCAGAAUCUGCAUUUUAAGAAGUCCCCUGAAAGACUCCUAUGCACGGUUGAGUUGGAAAAGCAACGCACUGGGGAGAGAGAAUACGUACUGAAGGAAGACUCUUCAGGCUAAUGGAGACUUUCUUUGGUACGGUAGGGAAUUGUUUGCUUAUUGAUGGAGUUUAGGAUGCUUCAACUUGCUGCCCCAUGUGGGAGGUGUCAGCGUGCCCAGUCUGAAUCCUGCCUUUCCUGUUGAUGUAGCUUAUCUGCCUGUGUGAAGGGGAAUAUAAUACCUCCAGCAGUUGUGAGAAUUAAAUGACCUAGUGUUUAUAGAACUCCUAGAACAUGGUUUAACACAUACUAAAUGCUCAAAAAAAUUCACUAUUAUCAAGGUCUGAAGUUUUUUUUUUAAUUUAUUGUCUUUAUUUGAAAAGCGGAGUGACAGAGAAAGAAGGAAAGACAGCUAGAGAGAGAUCUUGCAUCUGCUGGUUCACUCCCCCAGAUAGGCACAAUAGCCAGCGCUGGGCCAAGCUGAAGCCAGGAGACAGGGACUGCAUCUGGGUCUCCUAUGUGGGUGGCAGGAACCCAAGAGCUUGGACCAUCAUCCCUUGCCUCCAGGGAGCAUCAGUGGGCGGCUGAAUCAGAAGUGCAGAGUAGCCUGGACGUGGACCAGGCACCCCGAUGUGUGAUGCAGAUGUCCCAAGCAGCAGCUUACCCCGAUGCACCACAGCACCAGCCCCAGGGGUGAGUUUUAUAAGCCAUUAUCUUAAAAAUCACAAGUCCUUCUCCUAGGCUGCUGCUGGCAGAACAGUCCAGAAUUAGGGCUGCUCAGCUCAGACCUGCCAUGCAGCUGCCGUGGAGUUCCCUGGUGCUCAGGGGCAGGGAGCGUGGGUGUGCACUGCUGACUCCUGUGUCCCUGUGUUUCAUCAAGAGUUGCAGCAGAGGCAGGUGUUGGGCCUGGCAGCUAAGAAGCUGCUCGGAACGCCCACAUCCCAUGUGGGAGCGCCGGCGUUCAAGUCCCAGCUCUACUCCUGAUCCCAGCUUCCCGCUAAGGCACACCCUGGGAGUCAGCAGGGAUGGCUCCAGUACUUGGGUCACUGGCACCCCAUGGGAGACCCAGAUUGAGUUCCUUGCUCCCGGCAUGAACCUGGCUGGGCCACACCCAGCCCCAACUAUCGCAGGUAUCUGGGGAGUAAAUCAGCAGAUGGGAGACCUCCCUCUGUCUCUGUGCCUUUCAGAUAAGUAAAAUUAAAUGUUAAAAAAGUUACAAAACUAAAAAGACUUUUAGUCAAUUUGUUGAAAUAUUAUCAUCACUACUUUGUAAGAAAGCAGGCCUCUUUGAACUUAAUAAAAAUUUGUUAAUAGGUCUUAUUACAUAAAUGGAUAUCAUUGAUGGAAUAAAUUCCGACAUCUCUGCACCUCCUUUUCCCCUGCAAAGAACUGUAAUCAGAGCUAAGAUAAUCAACUGAAUGAAAUGCCAGAGGCAAGACCCUGACUCAGGCCUCACCAAACAUCCACAAGAGAGAAAUGUUUCCCGCUAAGGAAUACUGUCUUUUCAGCGGGAGGUUUGGUCUUCAACCCCAACAAGGAGUCCUGUUGCCUCAGUCGCUGCUUCCAAAGUUUCAGUGCCUUAAGUGAGUUACCUAAAAAUCUUGGUAAAAUGCAGAUUCUCAGUCUGUGCGUCUGGGUAGGGCUUGACAUUCUGCAUUGCUAGCAAGCUCCUGGUAGAGGCAAUGCUAUUAGUCCAUGGGUCACACCUUGAAUGGGGCCUACCUAGGCUGUAACUAGGUUAGCUAGGCCGUGGGCUGCUUCUGCACCUGCCUUCCUGGGCCCUCUGUGUGUGUGGUUCUUCACUCUGGCUGAACACCAUAGUCACCUGCAGUCUGGGUCCCCACUGCCAGAGGUUAUGGUUCAGCUGAUUUGGAAGAGAUUCCGAAAGUAAGAGGCUGAAAGAGAUGGGAAAAGCCGGAGCUCUCUGUGUGAACCCCUCUGCACUUGACAGUGAAAUUCCUCUGGGCACUGUGACCUAGUAAAAUAACUGCACCCUUGACCUUGAUCAGACGUGCAGCAGGGGGUCGUCAAGAGUGGAACCCUGGAGCUCUCCAUGGCCAUCGGCGACAACUGCGUACCCUCAAGGCGGGUGUUGAAUCAUCCUUGUAGAGCAGUUCCAGGGUUGUUUUCAGCGUAGAACGCAGAAUCAGCCUCUUGGGCCAAGAACUAGAUUUUAAAAAUUAAGACUUUUUGGUUUGCCCUGACUCUAGCAAUGUGACAAACAGGUUAGAAUUUACUUGGGGAGAAACUAUAAAUUUUACCGGACAAAGUAAUCAGACCCUUUCUGCUCACCACUUGGACGGCUGACUCACCCGAGACAGGAGUUGGCAGGAGGAGAGGUUAUUUCAAGAAGCCGGAAGUCUUGGGGAAAGAUUGAUCUCUGUAUGGCAAUGUGCUCCUUCCCUCCCAACAAGCCAGCAGAAAGUGUUUUCAGAGGGCAGGGGUAGCUACAGGUGGAGGCUGGAAACGCAGCGAGUCCAGUCAGUGACGGUCACGCAGAUCCUCCGGCUCUGGUCCCAGGCUGGUCCAUCUGGGAGAGCCAGGGCAUCAGCGGCUGGAGGCUUCCCCCAGUGAAGCCCAGCUGGCCCUGGCGGCUGCAUGCUUUCUCUCUGGCUGGGUGUGAGGUCUGCCAUUUCAAGUCCUCUCCUGAAAUUUCCCUGCAGACAUUAUAAUCUGCUCAUCACAGGUAAUUCACGACUCCAGCAGCCCGGCCUGGCCCUGACCGGCCAGUAUGGACAGGGACGGGAAGAUGCCUUCAUUGCUGUUACACAGACAUGAUCCUUUUCUGUGGGGAUCUUAUGUUCUGGUCAGGGUGACAAGCCCAGUGCAGUGUGUAGUAAAGGUUAACUCAGCAGGCGUCUGGGGUGCUGGAACCCCGACGUUCCAGAGAAAUCCUGGCUUCCUGGGCCCGGCCUUGACUGGCUCCUGGAAGAGGAGCACUGGCCCUUGGAACAUGCAGCCUGAUGAGCGUCUUUCUGUCGGCCUGGGCUCCUGUGCCAUCUGCGUCAGUUUGACCCCUGGAAGCUGGCGGCUGAGAAUCAAGGGAAGUCAUGCCUACCUGAGUGAUUUGCAGUAAUGACCCUGCACAGCCAGGCUCAGUAGGUUCUCUGGAAGAAAGAUAGUGCAGCUGGUACCACUGCAACUCCUAAGAACUGGCAAGUAUCAGAACAGACUCAGAAUGAGAACAUCCCUUCACUAUGAAGACUUCUCUUUGAAAAAAUCAAAUCAUGGAACAAGAGACUGUUAGAUUACUGUGUGCAUCAAUGAUAACCUCUCCAACAAGAACAGUCACGGUGUUUCUGGGAGCGUGCUGUUGGGACUGCUGUUCCCUCUCCUGAGAUGUGUGAGAUGCAGCUGAUCUGCCAGCAACAAUGGCUCUGCCGCGAGGCACCUAGAGGGGCUCCAGUAUUAUCUUAUGGAUUAUACCCUGAACAAGAACUGCAGCUAUGGAAUAAGAUCCAGGAUGCUUGCUUGCCCUUCCUGUCUGUUGACUCCCAGCCGCAGGCACCCGACACCCUGAGGGAGCUUUGCCUUAUGCUCAUGGGGAUUCCACCGAGACCUCAGGAACAAGAUGAAAAAGAUAACACCAAAAGGUUUUUAUUUCAUUAUUCAAAGACACAGAAGUUGGGCAAUUCAAAUGUUGUGUCCUCUGUCCUGCACCCGUUGCUGCAGCUCCUGCCUCACCUGCACGAGAGAAGAAUGAAGAGGUUCCCUGUGGACGUACGUACCUCCGGCUGCAUGCUUGUUCGGCCGCUGUGUGGGCCAGCCCCGGGGGCGCUCGGGGAAGAAUUCCAAAGUCCUUUUGGAAGUCGAAGUCGAGGAUACUUUCUGUUCAGGAAUAUCAACACAUUUUCUACAGAGGCAAUGCUAUGGAAUAUAACAACUACUAACAUUUGUUUUCUUCCCCAAAUCAAUCUUUGCUGAGUUUACUCUGCUGACGAUCCCUGUAUUGUAAACAUUCUCAGUAAAAAUUGGUUGAGAUUGUAAAUGUUCAAUUUCUUGAAAAUAGUGUUGUAAUGAUGAAUGAUAAUGAUAAAUGACAUGAAAUAAAGCUGUCAACAAUGA